This is a messenger RNA of Anopheles cruzii, 3444 nucleotides long. It is a transcript of the gene Nos, whose product is annotated as nitric oxide synthase. NCBI's taxonomy places the organism in Eukaryota, Metazoa, Arthropoda, Insecta, Diptera, Culicidae. The transcript has 19 exons. The record is from RefSeq and is a predicted model, not a curated record. Gene Ontology annotation, molecular function: calmodulin binding; flavin adenine dinucleotide binding; heme binding. Gene Ontology annotation, biological process: nitric oxide biosynthetic process. Bases 16 to 3444 code for a protein of 1142 amino acids.
GACGGCCUCGGCAAGAUGCCGACCGUCGUGAAGCCGAUCAAGCUGAAGAGCGUCCUCACCAAGGCGGAAACGUACGACACGAUGCACGGCAAAGCGACCGACGUGAUGCUGUGCUCGCGUGAGGUUUGCAUGGGCAGCGUCAUGACACCGCAUCUCAUCGGCACGGAGCCACGCAAACCGGAACUGGUGCUGCAACACGCAAAGGAUUUUCUCGACCAGUACUACUCCUCGAUCCGUCGGCUCAAGUCGCCGGCCCACGAGAGCCGCUGGCAGCAAAUCCAGAAGGAGGUGGAAGCAACAGGCGCCUACCAUCUGACGGAGACCGAGCUCAUCUACGGGGCCAAGCUGGCCUGGCGCAACUCGGCCCGCUGCAUCGGCCGGAUACAGUGGUCCAAGCUUCAGGUUUUCGAUUGCCGGUACGUCACCACGACCAGCGGCAUGUUCGAGGCGAUGUGCAAUCACAUCAAAUAUGCUACCAAUAAAGGGAACCUCAGAUCGGCCAUCACGAUUUUCCCGCAACGAACGGACGGCAAGCACGACUACCGCAUCUGGAACCCGCAGAUUAUCUCGUACGCCGGCUACAAGAACGCGGACGGCAAAAUCGUCGGCGAUCAGGCCAACGUCGAGUUUACCGAGUUUUGCGUGAAACUUGGCUGGAAGAGCAAGCGCACCGAGUGGGACAUCCUGCCGCUGGUCGUGUCGGCCAACGGGCACGAUCCGGACUACUUCGACUUUCCGCCCGAGCUGAUCCUGGAGGUACCGUUCAGUCACCCGCAGUUCAAGUGGUUCGUCGAGCUGGAACUGCGCUGGUACGCCGUGCCGAUGGUGUCCGGGAUGCUGUUCGACUGCGGCGGCCUCCAGUUCACGGCCACCGCCUUCAGCGGCUGGUACAUGUCGACCGAGAUCGGUUGUCGCGAUCUGUGCGACGCGAACCGCCGCAACCUGCUCGAGCCGAUUGCAAUCAAAAUGGGGCUGGACACGCGGAACCCAACGUCACUGUGGAAGGACAAGGCACUGGUGGAGAUUAAUAUAGCCGUACUGCACUCGUUCCAGUGCCGGAAUAUUACUAUUGUCGAUCAUCACACGGCCAGCGAGAGCUUCAUGAAGCACUACGAGAACGAAAACAAGCUGAGGAACGGAUGCCCCGCCGACUGGAUAUGGAUAGUGCCACCGAUGUCCGCUUCCGUGACGCCCGUGUUCCACCAGGAGAUGGCCGUCUACUAUCUGCGGCCUUCGUUCGAGUACCAGGAAUCACCGAUAAGGACGCACAUCUGGAAGAAGGGUCGAGACUCGGGCAAGAACAAGAAACCUCGCCGGAAGUUCAACUUCAAACAAAUAGCUAGAGCUGUCAAAUUUACAUCCAAACUAUUCGGAAGAGCCCUGUCCCGGCGCAUCAAGGCGACGGUGCUGUACGCGACGGAAACUGGUCGCUCGGAGCAGUACGCCCGCCAGCUGGUCGAGCUGCUUGGUCACGCGUUCAACGCCCAGAUCUACUGCAUGUCGGACUACGAUAUCUCGUCGAUCGAACACGAAGCCCUGCUGCUGGUGGUUGCCUCCACGUUCGGCAACGGUGACCCACCCGAGAAUGGCGAGCUGUUUGCACAGGACCUGUACGCGAUGAAGCUGCACGAGAGCGGCAACAACCACGUGCACAGCGAGCUGACGAUAGCCGCGUCGUCGAAGUCGUUCAUCAAGGCGAACUCGCGUAGCGAUCUGGGGAAGUUCGGUUCGCUCGGUGGCCGCAAGAUCGACCGGUUGGACUCGCUCCGUGGGUCCACCACGGACACGCUGUCGGAGGAGACGUUCGGGCCGCUCUCGAACGUCCGGUUCGCGGUGUUUGCGCUCGGUUCGUCGGCCUAUCCAAACUUUUGCGCCUUCGGUAAGUACAUCGACAACAUUCUCGGCGAGCUGGGCGGCGAACGGAUGAUGAAGAUGGCGACCGGCGAUGAGAUCUGCGGCCAGGAGCAGGCAUUCCGCAAGUGGGCCCCGGAAGUCUUUAAGAUUGCCUGCGAAACGUUCUGUCUCGAUCCGGAAGAGACGCUCUCGGACGGAGUCUUUACGAUGCAGAGCGAGCUGUCGGAGAACACGGUACGGUACGCGCCGGUCACCGAGUACGAGUCGCUGGACCGGGCGUUGGCCAAGUUCCACAACAAGAAGUCGUGCGAGUGCGUGGUCAAGCGGCAUCCCACCAAUCUGCACCUCGAAAAGAACAGCACCGAGCGGUCAACGAUUUUGCUGGAAAUCGUCGCCGAAGGGAUCGAUUACGAGCCCGGUGACCAUGUGGGUAUUUUCCCGGCCAAUCGAAAGGAAAUCGUCGACGGCAUCAUCGAACGGCUGACCGGCGUAUCGAAUCCGGACGAGGCGCUCCAGCUGCAGGUACUGAAGGAGAAGCAAACGCAAAACGGUGUCUACAAAUCAUGGGAACCACACGAGCGACUUCCGGUCUGCUCGCUCCGCACACUGUUGACCCGAUUCCUGGACAUCACGACACCCCCGACGCGCCAGCUGCUCACCUAUCUGGCCUCAUGCUGUGGCGAAAAGGCGGACGAAGACAAACUGCACAUGCUGGCGAAUGAACCCUCGGUUUACGAAGAUUGGCGCUACUGGAAGCUGCCGCAUCUGCUGGAAGUGCUGCAGGAGUUCCCCUCCUGUCGGCCACCGGCGGCCGUGUUGGUGGCCCAACUGAACCCACUGCAGCACCGCUUCUACUCGAUCUCGUCCUCGCCGCGCAUGUUCUCGAACGAGAUCCACCUGACGGUGGCCAUCGUAACGUACCGGGCGGAGGAUGGCGAGGGUGCCGAGCACUACGGCGUGUGCUCCAACUAUCUGGCCAACCUGGAGGCGAACGACAAGAUUUACCUGUUCGUGCGCAGCGCUCCGUCGUUCCACAUGCCCAAGGAUCCGGGCAGCCCGGUCAUACUGAUCGGGCCCGGCACCGGCAUCGCACCGUUCCGUUCGUUCUGGCAGGAGUGGGACUACAUCCAGACGGAAAUGGGCGAAUCGAAGGUCCCCAAGGUGUGGCUGUUCUUCGGGUGUCGCACCAAGAGCGUCGAUCUGUACCGGGACGAGAAGGAAGAAAUGUGCACCAAGGGUGUGCUGGACCGAGUCUUUCUGGCGCUCUCGCGUGAGGUCAACAUUCCCAAGACCUACGUCCAGGACCUGGCACUGAAGGAAGCCGACUCGAUAUCCGAGCUGAUACUGAAGGAGAAGGCUCACGUGUACGUGUGUGGCGAUGUCACCAUGGCCGAGCACGUGUACCAGACGCUGCGCAAAAUUGUGGCCAAGCACGAGAAUCGCACCGAGUCCGAGAUGGAGAAGUACAUGCUGACGCUCCGGGAUGAAAAUCGCUAUCACGAAGACAUUUUCGGCAUCACGCUUCGGACGGCGGAAAUUCACAACAAAUCACGUGCUACGGCUCGCAUCCGGAUGGCUUCGCAGCCGUAA